ACGACGACCCGCUGAUAAACAAAGUAUAAUAGAGUUCAACCAUGCUUUAUACGACACGGCUUCGAGGAGUUCUCAAGAAUCUAUUAAUGAUUCAAUUCCAUACUCGCAUACGUUAGCACAAGUCCAUAAUUACUCAUCAGAGCCCACCAUAGAUGACGACACCCAUUUGCUUUAUGCAUCAUCAAGUGCGUCUUCAGAGAGACAAACGUUUCUCGAUCCUCAUGACGUAUUAAUGUCUGUUCAGAAUCAGCAGAACCACUUGAGUAUGAGAGAGACUGCCAAGCUUAGUUUGACAUUCUGUGCACUGUGGUUUAUCGCGAACUGGAGUAGCAAUGCAUCAUUAGCAUAUACAACCGUCGCAAGCAGUACGAUAUUAGCAUCAAUGUCAGGCUUUUUUACACUCUGUAUCGGAUCGCUCGUCGGUAUUGAGAGAUUUACGCUUACCAAACUGGUUGCUGUUUCAACGAGCUUAAUCGGGAUUGUUUUAAUCUCGUCAGCAGACGGAUCAGACGAUGACGACGACAGCGAUGUCAACUUGUUCGAGCCGGCCGCACCGCGUUCCAGAAUACUUGGUGAUUUCUUAGCGUUAAUUGGCGCUUUCUUUUAUGGAUGUUAUACCGUUUUACUAAAAUUGCGCAUAAAGGACGAAUCUCGCGUGAAUAUGCCCCUAUUCUUUGGCUUUGUUGGGUUAUUCAACACCUUUAUUCUCUGGCCAUUGUUUCUAUUACUUGAUGCAACCGGUGUAGAAGAAUUUGUAUUACCAUCUUCGACGAACUUUUGGAUUAUGAUUAUGGUCAAUGCGUUAAUUGGGACAUUUGCCUCGGAUUAUUUUUGGUUAUUGUCAAUGUUGAUGACGUCCCCGUUAGUAGUGACGCUAGGAUUAUCGCUGACGAUACCGUUGGCAAUCUUUGGGGAUGUAUUUGUAAAAGGGAUUGUUAUGGCUGGUUCAUAUUGGCUGGGUGCGCUGAUGGUAUUUAUUGGAUUCGUUGGAGUGAACGUUGUGGCUAUUAGGGAGGUCGACACGCAGAAGAGAGGAGUGGCGGUGGUUGAGUAA
This is a messenger RNA of Paraglomus occultum, 1054 nucleotides long. The record is from the annotation of a GenBank genome assembly. Lineage: Eukaryota; Fungi; Glomeromycota; Glomeromycetes; Paraglomerales; Paraglomeraceae.